AUGCUGUGCCUCCAAUCCAAAGGGUUGAAUUCAGGCGUGACGUCGCCCAAUGGGCUCGAUUGGUCCGAGGAUUUCCGCUUGGCCAUGACCACUCAAAAGGGGCUGCUCAUUUACACCCUUGUACCUGAUCCCGGUGUUCUUCAGAUGCAUCUCAAUUUGAAGAUGCAUCUGGUGCCCAAUGACUCGUUGGCCAACCCGUACAUUCAUCAAUUGGGCAUCGACAAACAGGACCUGCUUCGUCAGUUACAGCCUUGUGAACAGCAUCGGGUGGCCAGUCUAUACUAUCGAUUUCCAGUCUCAGAAAACGGGAAACCUCCUCAUCGAGGAACCGAGAUCGCCAAAUGGACUCCCAAGCAUGCCAUCUCGUUCAAUGAUCUCGCCUUGAUCACGUUAUCAGAAGAUUGUUGGCUGAAGGUGUGGUGCCAAGUGUCGCCCAACUCAUGGACUCCGCAAGUGGAUGUGUCCAAGCUGUGGCACUCUUACCUUGUCCAACAUAAGUGGAAACCAAUCACACAGAAAAACCCAUCGAGCACUACUUCAACUUUAGAACGAGGUCUCCGGGAUCUGAAAUCCCGCCUCAUGGCCGUUUGUACGUCAACUUUUGCUUGGAGCCCCGUCAUCGCCUUUGAAGGCCAAUAUUGUAGCGUAUUAGUAACUGCUCAACGCAGUGGGCACGUGGUAUUUUGGUUGUCGACCGCUAAAGACCAAUCAGGCCCGCACAAGUUGGAGAUCAUAUCAGUUCUUCACAGUGGGCUGGCCGAAAUCUCGUUUUUGGGUUGGUUUAAAAUCGAAGAGCAUAAAUUCUUUUUGUUCCUCGGAUCUGUGGACGGACGGGUCAAGGUGAUGACCUUGGAUUGGAAAGUCAAGAGCAAGCCGACUUUGACCGAAUCCGGCUUGGUAUGGGACUGUUCGGAUCGAGCCCGAGUCUCAUUCGUUCAGGUGAUUGAUCAUUCCAUCCAAGGCAGCACUCACUCACUACGACUUAUCUUGGCUAAAGAUAGCUACUUGUCGGGCCUAGACCUAAAAGUCAAUGAGACUCGAGUCAAGAUCCACGGUCAGAAGUCGAUCCCCACCGGACCAUCACGAAUCGUGAAUUUUGUUCAUCUUCCCUCUGGUAUCAAAUUGAUCUUCAACGAGAUUGGAGCUCCUCAACACAUCAAUCUGAAUCGGAACUUGCAAUCUCUAUCGCUUUCCAAGUACACCAUGGAUCUCUCCCACAACCACUAUAAAUGUAACGGAGCUCAACUCUCCCCGGGAGGUGGAAUUCUUGCAGUUUUACAGAGUAUUAACACUUACUACGACCAUCUUCUGAUUCGAACGCCAGGAAGAAUCUCGUUUUUGAACCGUGAAAAUUGGCCCGUUAUUCUCGAACGACUCCUGACCAAUCCGGACUUUGAACUGCAACCGGAUUCCGCCGAAGUUCUCCGGCUAGGGAUGUUGGGGGACGAGGAUCUAAAUAUAGGCCAAUUAAGAGACAAGGUUCACGCUUCAAAAGGUCAUUUGAAGGGCAAGUUUUGGCUUCUCAACUUCUUGGCUAACUUGGCCGAAAAUCACGACCUCCACGAUCAAUUAAACUUGGAUGUGAAUCGAACUGCCACCGCCAUUCUCAAGCUCCACGCAACGGACCUAAAGCAAUCUGAUCUCAACUCCAACGCCCAACAUUUCCUUCAAAUCUGCUCUGAGGAACCAAAUAUGAGCUCUGAUUUCGAUUGGUUGUGUCGCUUUUGUGACUCUAAGGUCAAAUCGGAGAGUUGGGACCAAGUGACGUGUCAAAAUGACCAUAGUUGGCCCCGAUGUAUUCUUAGUUUGGGCGUGGCAGACAGUGAGGACUUGCUCAUGUGCCCAGCAUGUGAUUGCGUGGCACUUCCCAACGUGAACAUGCACUACAUUUGUUCCCUUUGUGACCAAAAGAUGAUUAGCUGCUCAAGUAAUUAGGAACAUAUAAUUGUUUAACCAUGUA
This is a messenger RNA of Tigriopus californicus, 1960 nucleotides long. RefSeq names its product general transcription factor 3C polypeptide 4-like. NCBI's taxonomy places the organism in Eukaryota, Metazoa, Arthropoda, Copepoda, Harpacticoida, Harpacticidae. Gene Ontology annotation, cellular component: transcription factor TFIIIC complex. Bases 1 to 1935 code for a protein of 644 amino acids. Gene Ontology annotation, molecular function: histone acetyltransferase activity. The transcript has a single exon. The record is from RefSeq and is a predicted model, not a curated record. Gene Ontology annotation, biological process: transcription initiation at RNA polymerase III promoter.